GAUGGACUCGUCUCCUGCGAAGACCAAUCUGCCGGCGCGGCUUCCACGAAUUGGAAAAACCGAUCCUUUCAAUGCGCUGAUCCAGAAGCUUGCAAGGUAGAUACUUUACAGAUCUCAUUGAGAAACCCAUCACGUUUGAGGAAUUCCGUACCACUCAAGACCAUCUGCUCACACCGCUGUGUCGACACUUGCUCCAUGACGUACAUCACCCUGCCCUGGUUGCAGCACUGCUGCCAUUUUGUCACCCUCGAGGCCGACGAGGAGCAGGGGAUCCAUGCCGCAAGGGGAUUCGCUUGUGAAGCCGUUGCUACGAGGUUUAUUAUUGGCUUGGCCGACAGAGAGAUCAUCGACUCGCUUCUGUACGAAUUAGAGAUUCCUGAUAACUCGGAGAUUGACGACCAAGUCGUGGAUGAGAAUCAGCCAGAGCUCUUAUCGCCAGCUACCGAACAGUCNCCUCUGCUGCCACGAUCAAGUCUACGUUCUCGUGGAAGCUACAGGAGCAGAAUCACCAUCCCGGAGUCUUAUGACGGUGUCGCUGAAGACUCAUCUGCUGCUGUUACUAAUGCCGAAUUGGCCGAGCAAUUCGACGGUCUCAAUGCGUUGGAGAUUGCGGCUGUAUCUGAAGCCAAAAAGUUCCUAUGUCAGAAGCAGGUCCAAAGAAUCAUCAACGCAAUCUGGACUGGAGAUAUCAUGUUCUGGAACAAACUUAGCGCUGAUGCACAGAAAAAGGCGCAGAUUUACCAACGCAAAUCCAUGGAUCCUUUCUGUCGCCUGCGUGUCCCCAUCUAUCUCAAGGCCUUUGAAGUGCUCUUCUUUGUGGCAUUUCUGGCAUUCUAUUAUGCUGUCUUGAUGCAACGUUCGUUCUACUCGGUGACUACAGCUGAAGUCUUCCUCUACAUCUGGAUCGCAUCGUUCGCUCACAACGAGAUUGGAGAGUUUUGGGAUGCAGGCACCACAACAUUUUAUCUUGCAGACUUCUGGUCCCUCUGGGACUUGUUCGCNAUGAUCGGCCUUCAUCAAGGGAACGACAAGAUCAUUGAUACAUCCUUCGAUAUCCUCGCACUCGAGGCGUUGUUUCUCAUCCCUAGAAUAUGCUCUCCUCUGCUCUCUCUGAACUCUUACUUCGGCACGCUGCUUCCAUGUCUUACUGCUAUGACGAAGGACUUCUUAAAAUUUCUUUCGCUUGUGGCAAUAUUGUACUGUGGCUUCUUGUCAACUUUCUGUUUGCUAGGCAGAGGCCAGUUCACCUUCCGCCAGAUGGCUCUCAUCUUAACGAAGGUUUUCUUCGGAAGCUCAUAUCUGGGCUUUGAAAUCAGCGAUAAGAUUUCACCUUAUCUCGGACUGCCACUCAUGCUCGUUUUUGUAACACUUCUGCUGACCUUUGACCAACUACAGNNAUUGACGCAGAUCCUUCUGGUUACCUCGCUCAUCUCGAUCUUGUCCAACAGUUUGAGCAACGUUUUGUCGCAUGCCAGAGAAGAGUAUCUCUAUGUCUACUCGGUCUUUGUGCUCGAAGCAUCUACAUCGAACAGACUCACCUACUUCAUCCCUCCUUUGAACCUUUUCUCAUUGGCUCUUAGACCUCUGAGACUGUUCCUCUCUUCCGAACAGUUACGCUACAGUCGCAUAGUGGUUCUCAAAAUGACGCAUUUGCCUCAUGUACUGCUCAUAAAUUUGUACGAGAAGAUGCAGUCUGUUCGUAGAAAGAACACUACCGGAUUCGGCCUCGGAUCACCCCGAGGUAUCGAAAAGCCACCUGGUUGGAGACGAUCUGUGUUGAACAAGAGGCUUCCAUCACGAUACCCGCUGUUGGCGCCAAAUUCGAGACCUACCACAGGUGUCGACCAAUCGCAGGUCUCGCCGGGCUCACAGGCUUCGGCCCCUGCAGCCAUUAACAACGAUAUCAAGGCCGUGCUCGAUCAGCUCACUUUGCAGAUAGGACAGCUUAAAGGCGUUAUCGAAGAACAAGAGCGUCAGCUCCAAGCGAACGAUGACUAA
Molecule: messenger RNA, 1998 nt
Organism: Aureobasidium uvarum
Lineage: Eukaryota; Fungi; Ascomycota; Dothideomycetes; Dothideales; Saccotheciaceae
Source: the annotation of a GenBank genome assembly